Molecule: messenger RNA, 1281 nt
Organism: Capronia coronata CBS 617.96
Lineage: Eukaryota; Fungi; Ascomycota; Eurotiomycetes; Chaetothyriales; Herpotrichiellaceae
Exons: 2
Coding region: 1-1281 (426 amino acids)
Source: RefSeq, a predicted model, not a curated record
AUGAGCCCAGUACCCGGAGUUCACAAUGGCUUGCACACUCCAUUGAGGCGGGACGAGCCCGAAAACCCGAACAACCGAUCCUCUGACCCCAAUGGCCUUGUGUUGGAGGCCUGGGCUGAAGGUUUUAUGGUGGGAUCGCUGAUCAUCAUGUCCUGUAUUACGCUGGCGAACAUGCGCCGAGGCGUCCUGCUUCACAAGUUGAUUUUGCUCGAGCUCAUUCUGGGUUACUGGCAAGGGUUCUUCAUACUGUUCAACCCGCCUGUCUAUGCAUGGUGGCUCUCCGUCGCUGCCGCGCCUCUCAAUAUUUCUUGGUCCUUACACAAUGUGAUCGCGUGGAUGAAGUUGAGGCCUUUCCUCAGCAGGACUGUCAGUCGUCUCUUCAUCGGCACCGUCAUCUUGGCCCAGCCAUACUGGGUUGUCGAGAUAUAUGCCAACUUUACCUACUUUCAUAAUAUCAACACCAUUUUCCUGCGAACGAGGCCGUGGGAGGCCCUGUGUCGUGACCCUUGGUGGAUCCUAGCCGCCUGUCUUUUGAUUUACAACAUCAAGACCAAGUACGAUUUGACUGUGACUCAGAUUAUCCGCAUUUCCCCACGAUUUGCCGUCAUGCUCGGAGCCAUGGUCCUGAGCAUUUGCUUCAUUGUUCUGGAUGUCCUCUCCGUUACUUCCGCGUUGAAAUCGGUCCUCCCGGUCGGCAUCAAUCCUUUUUGGAAGCUGAGUUUUGUGUUCAAAUGUCUGACGGAUUCGGUGGUGUUGGAUGACUUCAAAACCGCUUUGGACCGACUGAGAGCGUUCAAGAUCAGCCGGCUCGGCAGCUUCGCCGUAGAUGGGGCCGACCUCCGGAAUAAAAACCACAAAGAGGAUGUCAACGGAGCCAACGGUUGGGGCAGUCCACCGCCGACCGGCGACAGACCCCAGCCGCUGGCCACUCUACCGGCAAUGCCCAGUCCAGAUGGUGACUACCCCCAGCCACGGUGGGAGGAGCUCAAACAGGGACAUUCGCAUCAUGUGGAGGACGAACAGUAUGCCGUCGUUGCCAGGAAUGCGUCCCGCGACCGUGACCCCGAGGAAAACGGGUUCGACACGAUUGAUUACGCCGAUCCUCAGCGCGAGGCCAGUGACGCAUACAUGCUUCAACCUCAGACCAGCUCACAGGGCUGCCGGUUGUCAGCUGACACUACCGACGCAUAUCUUGACUAUGCCAUGGCUGUUAGGCAGAUGACCAAUGAUUCCAUGACACAACAGCGCAGAAGAGAGGAAGCCACACGGUCGGGUCGGUGA